UGACACUGUACUAAUUGUUAGUCUGGCCCAUGGCGGUAUUUUUAUUUUUUUACUCAACGAAGUCACUUCUGAUUACAUGUCAUUGAGGAUGGAAAGAAAAGGCAUUGUAACAUCAGCACUAGACACCUUUUUGAAGAUACAUCUACCGCAAUCCUCAAUUGGUGCAAUUGAUGAUGACAUAGUUCUCAACUACCUGGUGGGUGUUCUCAAAGAGGUUGGGAACGAAGAUGAAUUUGAUGUGGAAGACUUUGCUGAGAUGAUGGAGGCCUAUAUCCCUAGCUUCAGAGACAUCGGAAGUGAUGCAAUUUAUGAGUGGAUCUUUCAGCUGUCUGCAGAGGUCUUGUUGACGGCUUGCACAGAAGGAACUCCACCAACAUCACCGUCAUCAGUAGAAGAGUUCAUGACAACAAAAGAAGCACUGAUACCCCCCGAGGAAGAUAUUGAGCUUCCCUACUCUUUGCCGUCAGAGGCCUCCAGUAAACAGGGGGAGGGCAGUAGCAGUGAUGUAAACAAGAGAGGGAAAAAGAGAGAGACCUGGAAGUCAGCAACUGCCAUGCCACCAUCCAGAAACAUGGACGACAAGAUCAAGUUGUUGGCCGACAUGUUUCCAGAUGCAUGCAAGAUGAGAGUGAAGCGAUGUUUAUCGGACGUGAGUGGUGACGUGGAGCAGGCUGUGCAGGUCUUGCUUCACCAGGAGAGACCCAAGAUGAGGGGUGGAUCUCGUACAACUGCCAAUAAAAUUGGCAAGCAAGAAUCCAUGACUUCAGACUGUGAAGAGACCAUCCAGCAGCUAAGGGAGAUGUUCCCCAGCUCCACUGAGCUACAGGCCAGGCAGUGUCUGUCCAUCGCCAAAGGGGACCUGGAGCAAGCCUCACAGGUCUUGCUCAACCUACAGGAGUCUGGCAAACUCGAGGACCAAAGCAGUAUAACCCCAGUGGUAGUCCAGAAGUCAUGUGUGAGAAAUGAGACAAAUUUAAAGGAAUCUGUGUUGGAGAAAUAUGGAUACGUUGACACAGACGAGGAUAGCAAGAAUCAUAGGCCCAUGGAACCCAAAAAGGAGAAAAAGAAGAUGGUGCGCUACAUUAACAGCCAGACGGUGACAACAAAAGGAGAGAGGUUCAUUGAGACCAAAAAACCAGAAUCGGACGAGAUGAAGAAGACGUACUGCAACUUAAAACCGGCAAGGAAGUAUCAUUUCCACUGAAAAAUAUUCAAUUUAAUGUAUUCUAGAAACGAAAUUUUUGUGAUACUUUAGAGAAAAGUGCAGAGCAAAGUUAAGCGCUGCUUCAGAAACGUUCAUUUUCUGUCAUCAGUUAUAUCUCUGCACUUAAUAGACAGCCAUUUGCAAAAGUUUAAGACCACCUUGAAUUUUAUGGGUAUUUCUGUCACUGGGCAUGUAGUCAAAUGUAGUCAAAUAGCUGUUCAACCAAAUACUAGAGUUACACAUUAAAAAUAAGCAUAAGUUGUCAUAACUGAUUAAAGUUUGGUUUUUCUUCAGGUUAAUGCAUUUUGUAUGUUUGGUCCUAAACCUUUGCAAAUGACUAUAUUUGAAAGUGACCAGUGACCCUGUGCAAUCUUGUACAAGAAGUACAAGUGAUUUUUUGCAGUUUUUCGUGUGUUUUCUCCCAGAAACUUGUCUGAAAUCAUUACGCGUGCAGUAGUGAGGCCCCUACUGUGUUUUUCGCUGAGAUGGAACGGAUUGUAAAAAUUAUGUAUUAAGAUUAAUAUCAGUAAUAUGUUCACAUGCAAGACGUUUGUGGUUGCGUCAGAGUUGAAUUCAAUCGUAAACCCAAGACUGUUUCAUCAACGGAAGAAAUGCAGAGAUUGUCAAACGACAGCGCUCACGUUAAUCUUUCACGUGGAGGUGUCACAGACAGUCCCGACCAACGCAAACGACUUCUGAUUCAAUCUGUGAAUACAAUGUUAGAGCUGGUUCGACAGUACCUGUGUUCUGUUUGCAUAUGUACAUGUACUAUGUACAUGCGGUAACGACAUUUCUGGUUGAUAGCUAAACAGGUUGCUGUCGGAGAAACGCCCACACAGAAAAUGUGAAAACCGUCAGCAUGGCUGAUUCCUAAACGACUCUUGGGCCGGACACCAAGCCACUUCUAAAGACUUGGUUUGUUGGCUUUUAUGGUUGUCCUUUUAAUAAAUUUGGAGGUCUGUAGGCAAAGAGACUAAAAAUUCGUUUUCUCAAAUGAAGUCAAAGGACUAGUCUUGCCAUUACAGAAAGCAUCUCAGACCUCGCUGAAAAAGGUCGCCCAAGCCACACCCUCUGCACCCACUGCAUGUCCCCCGUUAAAGGCUGCAUAGAACUAAGACUCAUCCUAGUUUUUUUAUUGUGAAUUUAGUGUACAAUAGAGUUUCACGUUUACACGCAACCUCGCUAUUUUCUCUAUGUAAAAAUGGCAGAGACUACCAAAACCCGACACAGGACUGGAAGUUCUAUCAAUAGAUCAAGCCACGUUCCAGGCAAAUCCCCCAGUUCCUCCAAGCCUGAUUGGCCCUCCAAGCAUGUCAUUUCGACCGUGUUGACUGAGUCUACCCUGCUGUGUAACGAGUUGAAAUUCCCAGGCCGAGCCUGCAAACGGCACCUAACAGGGCUUCUCACCGGCAGGUUCCGCACACCUUCGGUAGCAUACGUGAGCACAUGUCCGCAGCGGAGUCCAACGUCCAGGUGUGUGUGGAACAGUGGGGCCCGGCACUCGAUGCAGCACAGUCAUGUGAACGUCCGGCCACCCCCGCUCGGUCACAGAGGCCCGGGGCACCACCACCGCCUCAAGUCGGCUGCACAUUUUCAGCCGCAUGGACGACAAUCUUUUUAUUGCAGCAGUGUUGUAGUCGAGACCUUUAUGUCCGAGACCAAGACCAAGGUAUUCGAGACCGAGACCAAGACCGAGACCAGCUCUUUCAAGACCGAGACCAGAACUUCGAGACCAAGAUGACCUAGACCUUGCACAACAUAUACAAUAUAUAGGCCUACAUGUAGUUCAUUAAUGGUAAACGUGGUGGGCAAUUGGCAUUAAACAGCAAAAUUAAGUGCAAAUUUUACAUGUAAAGCACACAACAUAUUCAAUAUUCCAUGAAAGAGUUUUAUUUGAACUCUGGGAAAAAACAGCACACAGUUAUUUUGACCAUGAAAGCAUGGACUGCCGAUGCUAUAGAAUUUUGUAUAGAGUAUACGGCAUAAUCGUACAUUAAACAUGUACAUGUACAGAGUUUUUGUGUUCCAUAUGUACAUGCACAGCAAAAUUAAUGUGGGCGGGCCAUAUUCAAAUGUUUAAACCGGCAAAACGUGGGGUUUGAGUUGCUCGGACUAUGCCAAAAGGUGUGUGUGAGUUCAGUUUAUGAGUUAUACUCUGUAAUGAUCAAUGGACAGGUUAGAAGGGUCACACAACAUAGUGGGCAGUUCUCUAUUAAAAGUACAUGUACAUGUAUAUAAAAAUCAUGAUUUUACCAAUCCAAGUUUCCUCACUGAUGUGUAAACAUUCUACCGUAAGAAUACUUUCCUGACACUUUGUUUGGAACAAGAGUGAAGAAAAACAAAAGACGACCACAAUUUAAGUUUCUAACAAAGAAUUGUACUAUCCAGGUAGUACCUGACUCACCAACUGUGUAAAAGGGUCAUUAAGAUGAAUGCACUCUCCUCUAUUUGAAGCAUGACACAUUUUGAUUACACUUAAGAAACAUGAGGAUUUCCAGCAUUUUAGCUGAAAUUCGGGCUCUGUGGGGGCGCAUUAUGAUUCCACCUGUGCUAAACACACGCUCUACUAGAGCACUUGAAGCUGGUACUGACAAAAGCGACAGUGCGAGGUUGCUCAGUGAGGGAUACUUGCUGUGAUGCUGCUGCCAAAAUUUAAGAGGACUGUCUUCAAUGUCAGUUUCCUGGACUUGUUGCAAGUACCGGAGCAGUUGCAUUCUACAUGUUGUAGGAUCGCCACUCUUGUUCCUGUUGCGCAGUUUCUUGUACUUUGCCAAGAGUCGUGGAAUUUUGGCAGGUACUAUACAUUCGUCUUCACUGCUUGCUGCCGACGGGUACGUGAUUUUGCCGCGGCUGAGCGUGAAUUGUUGACGCACAUUGUCUGCAUUUCUGUCAUGGUCUCGGCAGGUCUCGGGUGGGAGACCUGAGACCUCGGCAUCCGAGACCAAGACCGAGACCAGUCCUCCCGAGACCAACCCUCUCGAGACCGAGACUCUUGUAGGCCGAGACCAAGACCGAGACCUCAAAAAAAGGUCUCGAGACGGUCUCGAGACCUCCAACACUGUAUUGCAGAGACAGGUUAGACGCAGCAGCUUCAACUUCGUUCUCAUCCAAGUGCUUGGUCUUACUCUUCAAACGACUCUAGCCCGUCAGCACUACGAGCAUCCAGAUUUUUCAGCAUUGUUUCCCAAGAACUACAUCGUUUUCUCGUUUUCUCCAGCAGAUGCCUUCACCCUUUGCAAAUAGCCCACGAUGUAACUGUCUCUCCGAAUCGUGGAACCAUUUCUCGGCAUCGUUCUGCCGCAUGCCAUACUAUGCUACCCGUCCCAGCAGUAGGCCUACCCCCGCACAGGACUUCAGCGCUGUGUUCGCACCCGUUCACGGCCUCGCUCCCACUCGUUGGAUCAUGGUCGAAUCGACAUCCGUUCCCCCCGUUGACACUUAGGGGUAGGUGGUUGGAGCCCUUUCUCCUGUCAUUUAUAUGCUGAUCGAGAUGGCCUCCUUUUUCCUUAGCUGGCUAAUCUAUCACUUACAGUGAUGACAGAAGUACAUGUAGGUAAAUUUCAAUCAUGCCAGCUUCUUUUUCGCACUCUUUUUGGUGAGUUCCACCAAUGGAACUGCUAGUGUAGCAUAGUGUGGUACAAAUUUCCUGUAGUACCCUGAUAGGCCCAGAAAUGCUCUGACCUGUGUUUUGGUCACAGGCCUGGGAAAAUUUACCAAUCCUAUCUUAUUUGUCAGUGGCUGUAUGACACCACCACCAAUGAUAUGACCCAAAGAUACAACCUUUGGAUAAGCCAUUUUACAUUUGAGUGGUUUAGCUGUUAAGCCUGCUUCUGCUAAUCUGCACAACACUUCUCUUAAAUGGAACAUAUGCUCCUCCCAUGUGCGACUGUAAACACUGAUGUCAUCGAUGUAUGCCUUGGCAUAUCCUUGGCAACCAGCAAGAACGGUAUCCAUCAAUCUUUGAAAUGUACUGCUACUGUUCUGCAUACCAAAGGGCAACACAUUGUAACAAAAUUGAACGAAAGGUGUCACAAAGGAUGAUUUCUCUUUCGUUUUUUCAUCCAAUGGAACCUGAUAGAAGGCCUUUGUCAAGUCGAUAGUGGAUAUGAAUUUUGCACCCGCUACAUCCUACAGAAUUUCAUCAAUUCUAGGCAUCUCAUACACUGUACGUGUCAAAAUCCGUAACUUUGUUCAGCGACCUGAAAUCUGUGACAACUCGAAUCUGCUUAUCAGUUUUUCGUGGAGCAAUAAUUGGUGAUGCGUAAGAACUAGAAAUUGGUUCAAUUAUUCCCAUAUCUAGCAUACUCUGAAGUUCAUUUUGAACUUUAUCUUUGAGUGCUUACGGAGUAUGAUACACUCUGUGUCUUCUCGGUUGUGGCCCUUGUGGUUUGAUUUCACUUUUUACUAAAUAUGUUCUCCCUGGAACAUCUGAGAAUACACUACUGUACGACUUAAGUAAAGAUAACACUUCUUCUCUUUGGGCAGGUGUCAAUGAGUCAGCAAUAGACACAUCUUGCCAUGUCUGGGUUUGAUAGUAACUCAACCCUAUAUCCAUACUUCCGUCUAUGUCAUCCUUUUGCUCAAUUACAUCAUUGUUGUCAUGAACAGAGAAAGAGUCAAUCUCAGCAAUAAUACGGUGGCAUUCUGCCAUUCGUUUCUCAUGAUCUUUAUCAUACCACAGCUUCAUCACGGAUGAUUCGUUCUGACUUGCGUUUGUUAGGCAGUUUGACUUCGUAAUUUGUCUCAUUAACUCUCCUCAAAAUCACGAAUGGACCCUGCCAUUUGCUCUCAAGCUUGGAUUUUCCCAUCGGUAGGAACAAUAGCGCUUUAUCCCUUGGUUCAAAUAUCCUUGGGGAAGCAUUUUUGUCUAGUAUUCCUUCAUUUUACUCCGACUUUUUUUACAUUUUCUGUAGCUUUAGCCAUCAACUUGUUCAUCUUGUGCUUGAUAUCUAUCAUGGACUGAACUACAUGUACAUGUAUGUCUAGGGAUGGGUCAUCAUCUGUUGUCCACUGCUCUGUAAUCAAAGUCAGUGGACCCCUCACUUUUCUCCCAUAUAACAACUCAAAUGGGGAGUACCCAGUAGCCUUACUAGGUACUUCUCUGUAUGCAAACAGAAAUGGGGGAUGUAUUCAUCCCAUCUUUUCAUUUGUUUGUCAUCUAGGGUUUUGAUCAUGUUCUUUAACGUGCCAUGAAAGCGUUCAGUCAAACUAUUGGUUUGUGGAUGGUAUGGUGUUGUAGGGAUUUGUUGUAUCCCUAGACUCUUGCACAUAUUUUUCAUGAUCUGAGACAUGAAGUUUGUACCUUGGUCAUGCACAAUUUCCUUUGGCAAUCCCACUCUUGAAAAUACUUGGAUCAGGGCAUUUGCUACCGUGUCAGCCCGAAUAUUUGGUAAAGGGAUAGCCUCGGGAUAUAAUGUCGCAUAAUCAGAAAUUGUCAACAGGUUACUAUUCCUUUUUAUGGAUCUUGGGAAAGGACCUACAAUGUCAAUUCCUAUCCUCUUGAAUAGAGUCUGAAUGAUGGCAGAUUGCACAGUGGGUGUUUACGAGGACUUUUUGUCUUAUCAGUGAAUUGGCAAACUUGACAGCUGCGACAGUAGUCGGCAACUUGUUUGAAUAUACCUGGCCAGUAAAAAUGUGAGAGUACCCUAUCUUUGGUUUUGGAUACCCCCAAAUGGCCUGCUAGAAUAGCAUCAUGUGCCAGCUGAAGUACUUCUAGCCUACACUUUUGCGGAAGCACUAUCUGAUGCACAAUAUCACUUGGAUAAGAUUUCCUCUCCCAUUUGCGCAUGAUCAAUCCAUCCCUAUCAUAAAAGCACACCCCAUGUUUUUCCACCUCACUCAUAGGAACUAGCCUGUCCCUAAUGCCUUGCAAACUCUCAUCACUGUGUUGCAAGUUGAUUAAGGCUGUUCUGCCAAACUGGAGAGUUUCUUAAGGUUUCGUCAUCUGUGUACUCAACUGUUGAUGUGUUUAUAUUGCCAUUCAAGGUUUUACUCUUACUAUUUGCACUUGAAGACGAUCUAUGCUUACCCAGUUUAUCUACCUGUACAUCACCAACAUCAUUACCAUCUGUACUGUGUACUUCACCAGCGAUCUGUUGUACUUCAAUAUCACUGGACAUUAAUUCAUAUUCUCCUGCCACUUAAUCUUCUAACUCUGUCUGAGCCUGUGCUCUGGUCAAAACACGCAUUUCUUUAGCUAGGAUUUCUCCACAACUUUCAUCGAGAUCAUGUCCUAACAAGACAUCUCUCUCCAGCCCGCCAAGAGCUGCAACUACUACUUUUCCUGAAACUAUGGAACAUUUCAGGUCUACUAAGGCUAAAGGUGCAGUCACUUGUCCUCCUACUCCACGGAGUGUGACAUGCCUACCUGGCAUAUAACACUUGGCUGGUACUAACGUCGCCUUAACUGCUGUUUGUGUGCAAGCCAAAUCUCGCAAUAUUCGGACCUGCUCGCCUUCCACAGUACCGUCAAGCAUACACUUUUGAAUUUGAAUUUCCACGGGGUCAUUUACCGCUGUUCGAACCCCUGGAACUACACGUACUUCAUAUCUGUAUUCGCCCCUUUAGUCAGUGACUUGUUUUGGCGAAACUUAAGGUUUUCUGUUCUGGAUGCUGUUUCCUCUACUUGCGUCAGACUACUACUACUACCCUGAUUGGCUUGCGACCUUAAAGGGCAAAAGGGACUUAUAUGUCCAUAUUCAUGACAGUGAUAGCACUGCCUCUCACUAAGUGGAAUAUACUUGGAUCCCGCACAACCAUUACUCCCUUGCAUAUAACCUCUUUUGUUUUUGUGGGUACUGGGUCCAUCAGUAUCAGUACCACCAACUUUUAUGCCAUCUACUGAAGUCAUUCCUGAUUGCUCACUGGAAUUUUACUUCUUACUACUUCCAAAGUCACUCUUGUGACCAGAAUAGUGAUUUCUAGAUCGCCACAUACUUUUUGACAAAUCGGCUUUAUGCGAGUGUUCUGAACCCCCCCUGUUAGCUACAUAGGCAUCUGCCAUGCCUGAUAAUUCCUUGCAAGUUUUAGGGUUUUUAUCCCUAAGAUAGAGUCUAAGGUCACAAGGCAGUUUGUUGAGUGCCUGUUCCAUGACCAUUAAAUCAAUAAUAUCUAAUGGGUUGGAACCAUCGAUCUCAGCGAACUUCAACCAAUUUGUGAAUUGAUGGGAAAGUUCAUUGACCCAGUCGCGAACAGUUUCCAUGCCCUAUCAUGCACGCUGACGGAAAUUUGUGCGAUAUGUUUUGGCUUUGAUCUCAUAUCUAUCCAAAAUAGCCUUCUUAAGGACAUGAUAAUCAACUGCUUCAUCUGCAGGUAAUGCCGCAUAUGCCUCUCUAGCUUUCCCUGUUAAUUCGGGUACCAACCUCGCCGACCACUGUGCAUCAGGCCAGCCAUUCAUGUGGGCAAGGUUCUCAAAUGCCUUGAGAUAAACAUCAAUGUCGUCAGAGUCUCUCAAUUUUGGGACCCUAAUCUUGUCAGAGCUACAAUGUCCCUGGAACCCAGGUGUGCCAAUGUUUGGUGGCAUUUGAGCUUGUGCAUGUGCCAAUUCCAUUUGCUUCGUUUGAAUACUGAGACUGUAUAUGAAGAUAUUCCAGCCACAUUUCUGGUGGGAGACCAUCUGGAAUACCAGCUGAUGUAAUUCCACUCAAUACAAUCUGAUCAUUUUCAACUGGGCUGUACUACUUGGCCUUGAACUCGCCCCAGGUUGUUGUUGAUCACUGGGAAUUUCACUUUGAUUAGUUUCCAUGGUAUGUGCCUUGGUGGACGAACGAAGCUGGGGCAUGCUGAAGAUCAUGAACUGUACUACUAAGAUUUAUGAAACAACUUUGAUAGAAGCAACUACACUUAACUUCUUACGCAAUGUUAGAUUACUUACACAUGUCACAUGUAUCUCAAAAUUUCAAGACUUGUUCUCAUAUAUUCAAUACAUCAUACUCACCAUACCCAAAUACAUCAGAACUCAGUGGUCAACUUCAGCAUGCUCGGCUGCCAUCCGUCCUCCUCAGCACUCCAUCUUUAGAUUCUGCGGGAUCACAAUUUUUGUCAUCUCUGCUGGCAGACAUGCCUUCUUCGUCUCCGUCUUCAACCACAGCUCCCCCGUCAGACGGCUCACUCCCUGGCUUGGCGUCCACUAAUGGAACAACUCUGGCAUCAUCAGUAGCAUCCGUGCUGUACGCUUCACCAUCACCAUCUCAACCAUCACAGACAUCAGGCUGAGUACGGUGCUCAAAGUUUAUAGCAGAAGACUGCAAAAGACUCGUUCACCACACAGUGCUAUGAAUGUGUCCAUUUCUCAGUCUUGUCUUAGCUCAGACAACCGGUUGAGCAUUUCUUCAGUGGUGGCUGUGAUUAUCUGACUGACUCUUUACCGCUGCCACAAUGUAAUGUAGUUUCAUCUUCUUUACGACGAAACCGUUGUACUUCUGACGAACUCACACGAUCAAGCAUUUCUGCUAAUCUACAUGUAUACUUAUUUAUUUCUACAGUAGUGCUAGCAGAUGUGAUACAUAGCAAGUCAAAAUCUCGAAGACCCUCUUCCCCACUCUCUCCUCCUUUUUAUAACCCAUCUUAUUCCCAUCCAAUUUCUAAGAAAAUAUCUGUGCACUUCCAGAAGGUUAGUGUGGUCAGUCCAGGAGGUUAGUGUGGUCAGCCCCGACCACUUCCAGUCCCUUAGAUUUCAUUUUUACGACCUUCUCAUGAGCCCAGUUUGCUCCUUAAUUGAUCACGACCUUCCCCUACAUACUUGUGGUUCCUUACUCAGAAUUGCUUCAUGACAGUCCGAUACACUACAUGUACAUGCAUGUACAGUCUCAAGACUACUUCAGGUUUGGAAGAUUAUUUAAUGUUCUCCAGCUGCAAUAAUUCUAAUUCCACAGAAGCUGUUGUCAUUAGUCACCUUUGCCCUUUAGAGCUUCAGUCUAUAUGGACUCACAUACUCAAAUUUAACUGGCAGCACUGUGUUUUCCUACUCUGUGGUGUCACAUUUUGGUUUGAUUUGGACCCUCCGGUUCAAGGCUUCGGGCAGGGUUCCUGUGUUCAUUCGGUGACUUGACAUGUGGAGACCAUUCGUAGUAUAUUUGGUUGCACCUUUUUCAGUGUGUUCCAUGCACAAUCUUUAGGUGCCUUCCAUACA
Molecule: messenger RNA, 10334 nt
Organism: Acanthaster planci (crown-of-thorns starfish)
Lineage: Eukaryota; Metazoa; Echinodermata; Asteroidea; Valvatida; Acanthasteridae
Gene: cuedc2
Product: CUE domain containing 2
Molecular function (GO): ubiquitin binding
Source: RefSeq, a predicted model, not a curated record